AUGCCUAACAGUGCAUUCGUUGAAACCGACAAAUUUGAAAAUUUACGCGAGUUACUGAGAGAAACAGUGAGAAAAGAAAUAGCUGAAGAAAAAGCUAAUACAAGUAAUAUAAAUAAUAAGCCGAUCGACGAAGGGAAGGUCGACCUGAACAAAAGUACGUCCAGCAAGGCGGUUUACAGUCAAGCCGAAAACGAAGCAGAAAGUGACCCGGAGGACAACAUGGCAAACGAAGGUAUCAGGCUAGAAUUUUGUUUACAUAAAGACAACUGGGAGAAUUUCGUGGAACGGUUAGAACUAUACUUCAUAGCUAAAGACAUUAAAGCCGAAAAACAAGCCGCACAUUUGUUGACACGUUUAGAUGAAGAAGCGUUUGGUCUAAUGAAGCAGUUAGUGCAACCAGACAGAUUAAAUUCUAAAACAUUCGAUGAUCUGGUAAAAACAAUGACUGAACAUUUAAAUCCAAGGCCAUCGGAAAUAAUGGAGAGAUGUAAAUUUAAUGUGGCUAAACAGGAACCGAGUGAAUCAGUGGCUGAGUUUGCAGCAAGGUUAAAAAGGUUAUCGUCACAGUGCAAUUUUAGUGAUAUAAGAGUGGCACUCCGUGAUCAAUUUGUGAGUGGAUUAAGAAAUCACGAUACUAAGGCAGCGCUGUUUCGAAUAGACAAAUUGGACUAUGAAACGGCAUUUAAAGAGGCCGUAUCUCGGGAAGCUGCCGAGAAAAAUGCAACGGAUACAUUAAAAGUACUGGAAAAUAAAAGCGGCAAAAGUGAAAUAUACGCGUUUCGAAAUUCUCGCAAGCCGAAAAAUUGGAGCAACAGGAAAGGCAAUUCAAAAUUACCGGAAGCCAGUUCAAAACAACAACAUGCCAAGCAGCCAGGGGAUUCGAAGAAUGUUGUGUGUUAUUGCUGUGGGAAGCCAAAUCACACGAAUAGGCAGU
Molecule: messenger RNA, 934 nt
Organism: Megachile rotundata (alfalfa leafcutting bee)
Lineage: Eukaryota; Metazoa; Arthropoda; Insecta; Hymenoptera; Megachilidae
Source: RefSeq, a predicted model, not a curated record